UUUAAUAAAUAGACAUGAAAGAAGACCAUAACAUUACUACUAAUGCGUGUAUUAGUCUAACAUCGAUACAACACGGGUUUAAUGACUUUAACAAUUCAAAUUGCUUGCGUGCAUUCGGCUGGAAAAAGGGGGAGGUGCCAAGAACAAUGAUUCAACUAUAUAAUGGAUGGCAGUUACAAGCUAAAACACUCAAGCAUCAGACGAGAAGACGAAUCGAACAGAAUUCAAGAAGCCCAAAGAACGACUUUAAGCUCAAGAUGAUGAAGAUUCAGAUCGCUGCUGUACUAGUCGGUGUUCUUGCUGUAGUCAUGGUAACUGCAAAGGACGAAGGUUGUGAAGACGCGCGAGACGAAAAAUACUGCGACCAAUUUAAUAAAAAUGGCUAUUGCCAGCGGUACCAAAACUGGGCCUAUGAGAGAUGUGCAUCUACCUGUGACAUAUGUGCCGGGCCUAAAUGUGAAGAUAAAGAAGGUGAAGAGUACUGCACAUCRAAAAAGAUAUUUUGCAAGCGUUUUAGCAGCAUGAGGGAGAGACUCUGCAGAAAGACUUGUGGUACUUGCACAGUCAAAGGAUAGACCAUGGUAUCUACUUAUAUACAGACGGAUUCACGAUAUCUCUUCGUACCUCCUGAAGAAAGACUCGAAGUGAAAAAGACUGUACCAUAUGUACCUUUGAAGUGCGUUAAUUAAGGAAAGUUCAUUUAAUAUGCCGAGGGGGAAGGGGAUGAAGACUUCUCCUCGAAAACUCCUUUUACAGGACGCCCUUUAGGACUGAACUAAAUUUCCGAAGCCUCUUCAAAUAAACAACCCAUGAAAAUGUCCAAAUUCAAAUUAAAAGCCCCAUCCAGUAUAUGCAUGAUCCAAAAUAUUCCGUUACCCACCCCACUUGGCAUAUUUUAAAAAUGAGCUUUCCGUUAAGUUCUUUUCAUUUCCGCGUGAAUUUUAAUAACUAACCGGCCAUAGACUAGCUAUACCAUUGAUACAAUAUAUUAUAGUCAUGAAACCUGUGUGAUUAUUCAAUAAAUAAAAAUCGUAAGCAAUA
This is a messenger RNA of Actinia tenebrosa (Australian red waratah sea anemone), 1041 nucleotides long. RefSeq lists its product as uncharacterized. The record is from RefSeq and is a predicted model, not a curated record. Lineage: Eukaryota; Metazoa; Cnidaria; Anthozoa; Actiniaria; Actiniidae.